Dendronephthya gigantea is the source of this 13186-nucleotide messenger RNA. Its product is annotated as neuroblast differentiation-associated protein AHNAK-like. The transcript is spliced from 8 exons. Gene Ontology annotation, cellular component: nucleus; cytoplasm. Gene Ontology annotation, biological process: regulation of RNA splicing. NCBI's taxonomy places the organism in Eukaryota, Metazoa, Cnidaria, Anthozoa, Malacalcyonacea, Nephtheidae. Gene Ontology annotation, molecular function: protein binding. Bases 188 to 13186 code for a protein of 4332 amino acids. The record is from RefSeq and is a predicted model, not a curated record.
UUCGGCAAUCAGAGCGUAACUCGCGGCCACAACAACACCAAAGUCGUCGUCUUAUAAGACCAGACGAACGAAGAUAGUGGCUGCCGUGAUGCGUUCCCACCACAGACAAAUUGCUUUGUUCAUCAUGCUGCUUUGAGGCUCAACGAGCGGUUAAAAUCCAAGCUGCUCUCGAUCGAUUAAGAAGACAAUGAGCUGCUCAUCGCUUCUCCUCGUAGUAUUCCUGUCACAAAUACACCAUGCGGAUGCUGCAACGUGUACCACCGAAUUAAUACUAACCUCGGUGCUCGGCGGCGUUCUAGCAUUGCUUCUAAUCGCACUUGUUUUAUACUGUUGCAUUACCCGACGGCGUGAAGCACGUAAAAUCCCAGUGUCCACCAAAUCACUGGUAUCGUCUGUCGAAGAGGGAGGCAGCCAAGGAUUUGCUAAUUCAAGAAUGGAUUUCACUCUUGCUGAUGUGGAAAUGCAGGAACGAGAAAGCGAAGAACGACAACUUUGUUCACAGUGCCAUCAGCGAAUGAGACGAGCCAAUAUUGAAAUGCCUACCGUGGCAGUAAAUAUCGGCAUGUCUACCAGCGAAGAAAGACUUCCUGUAAAUGGUAGUUUUUCGGAGUCUGGUUCGGUUUCACCCGUUGACGAGCCAAGAAUUUUCGUUUUUGUUGAAAAAAAGGAAGGUGAAAGCCUUGGUUUAUACCUUGUGCCAUUUGAAGAGGAACCCUUAACGGGACUUUAUGUGAAAACUAUUGUUGCUGGAAAAUCAGCAGCACGCCUGCACGUCUUUGAUCCAGGCGACAAAAUCGUAACAGUGAACGGAAAGUCAUUGAGUGGUCUCACGUAUCGUGAAGCUACAGACUUCAUCCGACAUUGUCCUGGACCCAAUGUAAAGAUGGGAAUUAUCAAACAUGCGUUGCAUAAAAAAGAAGACCUUGCAAAGCUCGACAGCAUGUCGGUCUUUCAGAGUCACUCUGGCGCAGAUCUUGAACUUGCCGGGUCCGCUGCUCUUGGUGUCAGCGGUCACGCUUCAGCCGCACGGUUAUCGGGAAAUGUACCUAAACCUAACCUCGUGGGUGGUGAAGGUGCAUCAAAAGAGUUGGUUGUCGAAGAGCAAAUAGCCAUUGCAAAGCCCGAGGUCUCAUACAAUGUUGAAUCAACUCCGGACUUUGGGAUGGAUUUUGACGGAUUCGGAGGUAAAACCGAUAAUAAUUUGGACACUUCCGGUGGCAUAGACACUAACGCAAAUUUGGAUGGGAAAGGUGAUGCUUCCGAAGGGGAUGUGAAUAUCGACUUCACCCCACCUGCUGGUAUCUUCGACGCUGAUCUGUCGAUGCCUGGACCAUCAGCUUCCACUGAGGUAAAGUUACCAGAUGCACCUAAUAGCGAUACUAAAGAGGCUAACCUUAACGUGCACUCAAAAGAUUCAAAGUUUUCUUUAAAAAAGUAUUUCAGCGGCAGCAAAUCAAAGGAGGUUAGCAUCUCGUCUUCUGAUGAGUCUAAGAGAAAAUCUGGAGGCUUCUCGAAGUUUUUCGGGCAUAAAAGUCCCAGUCGCCGCGUGGAUGCACCGCGGGGCGACGCCUCUGGGGACGUGGAAUUGUCAGGCUUCAAGGCUGGCAAGGAUAACGUUGAUGCGAACGUUAAUCUGCCAUCUGCAAGCGCAGAUGUCAAUAUUCCCAGUGCUCAAGUUAAAGGUGACUUACCCGAGAGAGAUGUAAACCUGGGAGUUGGUCUUCCGUCUGUUGGUUUUGGUGGAUUGAAGAUUGAAAGUAGUGGAAGCGAAACAUCAGAUGGCGAAGGAGGUCGCAUUAAAAGGAAGUUGAAAACAUCGAAGAUUGGAAUAGGAUUUGGUGGUGGUGUAUCUGGUGGUGCUAAAGGUGGUGGAGACAGUGACAGUACUUCCGAUGGUCAAGGAGGAAGAAUAAAAAGAAAAUUCAAAGCUCCAAAAGUUGGUUUUGGUAUCUCUGGUGGUGCUAAAGGUGAUGCAGACAGUGACAGUACUUCUGAUGGUCAAGGAGGAAGAAUAAAACGAAAAUUCAAAGCACCUAAAGUUGGUUUUGGUAUCUCUGGUGGUGCUAAAGGUGAUGGAGACAGUGACAGUACUUCUGAUGGUCAAGGAGGAAGAAUAAAACGAAAAUUCAAAGCACCUAAAGUUGGUUUUGGUAUCUCUGGUGGUGCUAAAGGUGAUGGAGACAGUGACAGUACUUCUGAUGGUCAAGGAGGAAGAAUAAAAAGAAAGCUGAAGAUUAAAGGUCCCAGUUUUGGUAUUUCUGGAGGUGCUGAUAAGUCUGGUUAUGAAAGUGAUAGUGAAACAUCGGAUGGAGAAGGUGGAAGGAUAAAAAGAAAACUGAAACUUGCUAAGCCUGGACUUGGAGUAAAUAUUUCGGGAAAAGCCGACCAGUCAAAACCUCACAGCGACAGUGAAACCUCAGAUGGCGAAGGUGGAAGAAUUAAGAAAAAGAAGAAAUACAAAUUCAAGUUUCCGAAAUUUGGUUUUGGUGGAAAAAAGAAGUCAAAAGACAAGCUAAAGAAGGGAAAGCAUGGUGAUGCAUCUGCAGGUGUGAAUGCAGACUUCGAUGGAGUGAAGAAACAAGAAAUUGACCUUCAACUGCAAAACAAACCACCAUCUAGUGUUGGGAUUGGUGGUAACAUUUCUGGUGGAUUUAAAGGACCCAAAGGUGAUGAUAGUGGUAGUGAAACAUCAGAUGGUCAUGGUGGAAGAAUUAAACGUAAGCUCAAAUUGCCUUCUGGUGGUUUUGGGAUAUCUGGUGGUAUCAAAGGACCAAAAGGUGAUGGUGAUAGCAGUGGUAGUGAAACAUCAGAUGGUCAUGGUGGAAGAAUUAAACGAAAGCUCAAAAUGCCUUCUGGUGGUUUUGGGAUAUCUGGUGGUAUCAAAGGACCAAAAGGUGAUGGUGAUAGCAGUGGUAGUGAAACAUCGGAUGGUCAUGGUGGAAAAAUAAAACGAAAGCUCAAAAUGCCUUCUGGUGGUUUUGGGAUAUCUGGUGGUAUCAAAGGACCAAAAGGUGAUGGUGAUAGCAGUGGUAGUGAAACAUCAGAUGGUCAUGGUGGAAGAAUUAAACGAAAGCUCAAAUUGCCUUCUGGUGGUUUUGGAAUAUCUGGUGGUAUUAAAGGACCAAAAGGUGAUGGUGAUAGCAGUGGUAGCGAAACAUCAGAUGGUCAUGGUGGAAGAAUAAAACGAAAACUCAAAUUGCCUUCUGGUGGUUUUGGGAUAUCUGGUGGUAUCAAAGGACCCAAAGGUGAUGGUGAUAGCAGUGGUAGUGAAACAUCAGAUGGUCAUGGUGGAAGAAUUAAACGAAAGCUCAAAUUGCCUUCUGGUGGUUUUGGGAUAUCUGGUGGUAUCAAAGGACCAAAAGGUGAUGGUGAUAGCAGUGGUAGUGAAACAUCAGAUGGUCAUGGUGGAAGAAUUAAACGAAAGCUCAAAAUGCCUUCUGAUGGUUUUGGGAUAUCUGGUGGUAUCAAAGGACCAAAAGGUGAUGGUGAUAGCAGUGGUAGUGAAACAUCGGAUGGUCAUGGUGGAAAAAUAAAACGAAAGCUCAAAAUGCCUUCUGGUGGUUUUGGGAUAUCUGGUGGUAUCAAAGGACCAAAAGGUGAUGGUGAUAGCAGUGGUAGUGAAACAUCAGAUGGUCAUGGUGGAAGAAUUAAACGAAAUCUAAAAUUGCCUUCUGGUGGUUUUGGGUUAUCUGGUGGUAUCAAAGGACCAAAAGGUGAUGGUGAUAGCAGUGGUAGUGAAACGUCAGAUGGUCAUGGUGGAAGAAUAAAACGAAAGCUAAAAUUGCCUUCUGGUGGUUUUGGGUUAUCUGGUGGUAUCAAAGGACCAAAAGGUGAUGGUGAUAGCAGUGGUAGCGAAACAUCAGAUGGUCAUGGUGGAAGAAUAAAACGAAAGCUAAAAUUGCCUUCUGGUGGUAUUGGUAUUUCUGGUGGUGUUAAAGGAAAAAAAGGUGAUGAUAGCGGAAGUGAAACAUCAGAUGGAAAUGGAGGGAGGAUAAAGAGAAAGUUGAAAUUGCCAUCAGGAGGAGUCGGAGGAAAUAUUAGUGUGGGGGGUGAUGUCAAAUCCUCCCGUAAAUCACAAGAAGACAGCUCUGAUGAUGAUGACCACAAGAAAAAGAAACGAUUUAGCUUACCGAAAUUUGGAUUUGGGUUUGGUGGUAAAAAGUCGAAGGACAAAAAGAAAAAGAAAAGCAAAGGUGGUGAUUCCGAUACCUCUGAUGACGAAAAGGCAAAAAGGAAGAUUGAACUUGGAAGUACAGGACUUGAAGCUGAUCUGAAAAAACCAGAAGUUGAUAUCAAAGUUGGAGGGGCCAAAGUAGGCGAUGAUAGUGGUAGUGAAACCUCUGACGGUCAGGGAGGAAGAAUCAAACGUAAACUCAAAGUUAAAGGUCCAAAUUUUGGAAUUGGCUUUGGUGGUGACGGUAAAGCAGGAGGUUCAAAAUCGGACAGUGACACUUCAGAUGGUCAUGGUGGGAGAAUAAAACGAAAGCUCAAAAUGCCUUCUGGUGGUUUUGGGAUAUCUGGUGGUAUAAAAGGACCAAAAGGUGAUGGUAAUAGCAGUGGUAGUGAAACAUCAGAUGGUCAUGGUGGGAGAAUAAAACGAAAGCUCAAAAUGCCUUCUGGUGGUUUUGGGAUAUCUGGUGGUAUAAAAGGACCAAAAGGUGAUGGUGAUAGCAGUGGUAGUGAAACAUCAGAUGGUCACGGUGGAAGAAUAAAACGGAAGCUCAAAAUGCCUUCUGGUGGUUUUGGGAUUUCUGGUGGUAUCAAAGGACCUAAAGGUGAUGGUGAUAGCAGUGGUAGUGACACAUCAGAUGGUCAUGGUGGAAAAAUAAAACGAAAGCUCAAAAUGCCUUCUGGUGGUAUUGGUAUUUCUGGUGGUAUCAAAGGAUCAAAACCAGAUGACAGCGGCAGUUCAACUUCCGAUGGUGAAGGAGGAAGGAUAAAAAGAAAACUAAAGCUUCCAUCCGUAGGAAUUAAAGGUGGUGCAGGUGGAAAAAUAGACGGUGAAUUUAAACAUUCAAAAUCCAAAGGUGACAGCAGUGAUAGCUCUGAUGAUGAGGGAGGAAAAAAGAAAGGCAAAUUUCAUUUCAGUCUUCCGAAGUUCGGAUUUGGAAGUAAGAAAUCCAAAAAAAAGAAAUCAAAGAAAGAAAAAGAUACGGAAAGCAGUGACAGUGAAACAUCAGAUGGUCAAGGAGGAAGAAUUAAGAGAAAACUGAAAUUGCCUUCUGGUGGUAUUGGUAUUUCAGGUGGUAUGAAAGGACCUAAAGGUGAUGGUGAUAGCAGUGGUAGUGAAACAUCAGAUGGUCAUGGUGGAAGAAUUAAACGAAAGCUCAAAAUGCCUUCUGGUGGUUUUGGAAUAUCUGGUGGCAUUAAAGGACCCAAAGGUGAUGGUGAUAGCAGUGGUAGUGAAACAUCAGAUGGUCAUGGGGGAAGAAUAAAACGAAAAUUGAAACUAAAGGGUCCUAAAUUUGGAAUUGGUUUCAAAGGUCCAAAAGGUGAUGGUGAUAGCAGUGGUAGCGAAACAUCAGAUGGUCAUGGUGGAAGAAUUAAACGAAAGCUCAAAAUGCCUUCGGGUGGUUUGGGGAUAUCUGGUGGUAUCAAAGGACCAAAAGGGGAUGAUGAACCUAAAAUCGAGCUUCCAUCUGUUGAUUUUGGUGGUGAAAUCAAAAAGGCAGAAGUUGAUACUCAACUUGAAUCACAGCCAUCUGGACACGGAGAUUUUGGUGGAGAUUUCAGCUUACUAAAGGCAGAAAGUGACAGUGGGAGCGAAACAUCCGAUGGUCAAGGUGGAAGAAUAAAACGUAAACUAAAACUGAAGGGUCCUAAAUUUGGAAUUGGAUUUGAUGGAAGUGCAGACGGAAAAGUUAAAGGCUCUAAAUCGGACAGUGAUAGUGACACAUCAGAUGGUCAUGGUGGAAGAAUAAAACGAAAAUUGAAACUAAAGGGUCCUAAAUUUGGAAUUGGUUUCAAAGGUCCAAAAGGUGAUGGUGAUAGCAGUGGUAGCGAAACAUCUGAUGGUCAUGGUGGGAGAAUAAAACGAAAGCUCAAAAUGCCUUCUGGUAGUUUUGGUAUUUCUGGUGGUAUCAAAGGACCCAAAGGUGAUGGUGAUAGCAGUGGUAGCGACACAUCAGAUGGUCAUGGUGGGAGAAUUAAACGAAAGCUCAAAAUGCCUUCCGGUGGUUUUGGCAUAUCUGGUGGUAUAAAAUGUCCAAAAGGUGAUGGUGAUAGCAGUGGUAGCGAAACAUCUGAUGGUCAUGGUGGGAGAAUUAAACGAAAGUUCAAAAUGCCUUCUGGUGGUAUUGGUAUUUCUGGUGGUAUCAAAGGAUCAAAACCAGAUGACAGUGGCAGUUCAACUUCCGAUGGUGAAGGAGGAAGGAUAAAAAGAAAGUUAAAGCUUCCAUCUGAAGGAAUUGACGGCGGUGCAGGUGGAAAAAUAGACGGUAAAUUUAAACAUUCAAAAUCCAAAGGUGACAGCAGUGAUAGCUCUGAUGAUGAGGGAGGAAAGAAAAAGGGCAAGUUUCAUAUUGGCUUACCAAAGUUUGGAUUUGGAGGCAAAAAAGACAAGAAAAAGAAAUCAAAAAAAGGCAAAGAUAGUGAUAGCAGUGACAGUGAUACAUCUGAUGGAAAUGGAGGACGAAUCAAGAGAAAACUGAAAUUGCCUUCUGGUGGUGUUGGUAUUUCGGGUGGUUUCAAAGGACCCAAAGGUGGUGGUGAUAGCAGUGGUAGUGAAACAUCAGAUGGUAACGGUGGAAGAAUAAAACGAAAACUUAAACUAAAAGGUCCUAAAUUUGGAGUCGAAUUUGAUGGAAGUGCGGAUGGAAAAGUUAAAGGCUCUAUAUCAGACAGUGAUAGUGACACAUCAGAUGGUCAUGGUGGAAGAAUAAAGCGAAAGCUCAAAAUGCCUUCUGGUGGUUUUGGAAUAUCUGGUGGUAUCAAAGGACCCAAAGGUGAUGGUUAUAGCAGUGGUAGUGAAACAUCAGAUGGUCAUGGUGGAAGAAUUAAACGAAAGCUCAAAAUGCCUUCUGGUGGUAUUGGUAUUUCUGGUGGUAUCAAAGGACCCAAAGGUGAUGGUGAUAGCAGUGGUAGUGAAACAUCAGAUGGUCAUGGUGGAAGAAUUAAACGAAAGCUCAAAAUGCCUUCUGGUGGUAUUGGUAUUUCUGGUGGCAUCAAAGGAUCAAAACCAGAUGACAGCGGCAGUUCAACUUCCGAUGGUGAAGGAGGAAGGAUAAAGCGAAAACUAAAGCUUCCAUCCAUAGGAAUUGACGGCGGUGCAGGUCGAAAAAUAGACGGUAAAUUUAAACAUUCAAAAUCCAAAGGUGACAGCAGUGAUAGCUCUGAUGAUGAGGGAGGAAAGAAAAAGGGCAAGUUUCAUAUUGGCUUACCAAAGUUUGGAUUUGGAGGCAAAAAAGACAAGAAAAAGAAAUCAAAGAAAGGAAAAGGUAGUGGUAGCAGUGACAGUGAUACAUCUGAUGGACACGGAGGACGAAUCAAGAGAAAACUAAAAUUGCCUUCUGGUGGUAUUGGUAUUUCUGGUGAUGUCCAAGGCCCUAAGGGAGAUGGUGACAGCAGUGGUAGCGAAACAUCCGAUGGUAACGGUGGAAGAAUAAAACGAAAACUUAAACUAAAAGGUCCUAAAUUUGGAAUUGGAUUUGAUGGAAGUGCGGACGGAAAAGUUAAAGGGGCUAAAUCAGACAGUGAUAGUGACACAUCAGAUGGUCAUGGUGGAAGAAUAAAACGUAAGCUCAAAAUGCCUUCUGGUGGUUUUGGAAUAUCUGGUGGUAUGAAAGGACCCAAAGGUGAUGGUGAUAGCAGUGGUAGCGAAACAUCAGAUGGUCAUGGUGGAAGAAUUAAACGAAAGCUCAAAAUGCCUUCUGGUGGUUUUGGAAUAUCUGGUGGUAUUAAAGGACCCAAAGGUGAUGGUGAUAGCAGUGGUAGCGAAACAUCAGAUGGUCAUGGUGGAAGAAUUAAACGAAAGCUCAAAAUGCCCUCUGGUGGUUUUGGAAUAUCUGGUGGUAUUAAAGGACCCAAAGGUGAUGGUGAUAGCAGUGGUAGCGAAACAUCAGAUGGUCAUGGUGGAAGAAUUAAACGAAAGCUCAAAAUGCCUUCUGGUGGUUUUGGGAUAUCUGGUGGUAUCAAAGGACGAAAAGGUGAUGGUGAUGGCAGUGGUAGUGAAACAUCAGAUGGUCAUGGUGGAAGAAUAAAGCGAAAGCUCAAAAUGCCAUCUGGUGGUAUUGGUAUUUCUGGUGGUAUCAAAGGAUCAAAACCAGAUGACAGUGGCAGUUCAACUUCCGAUGGUGAAGGAGGAAGGAUCAAACGUAAACUAAAGCUUCCAUCCAUAGGAAUUGACGGCGGUACUGGUGGAAAAAUAGACGGUAAAUUUAAACAUUCAAAAUCCAAAGGUGACAGCAGUGAUAGCUCUGAUGAUGAGGGAGGAAAGAAAAAGGGCAAAUUCCAUAUUGGCUUACCAAAGUUUGGGUUUGGAGGCAAAAAAGACAAGAAAAAGAAAUCAAAGAAAGGCAAAGAUAGCAGUGACAGCAGUGACAGUGAAACAUCUGAUGGACACGGAGGACGAAUAAAGAGAAAACUGAAAUUGCCUUCUGGUGGUAUUGGUAUUUCUGGUGAUGUCAAAGGCCCUAAGGGAGAUGGUGACAGCAGUGGUAGUGAAACAUCCGAUGGUAACGGUGGAAGAAUAAAACGUAAACUUAAACUAAAAGGUCCUAAAUUUGGAAUUGGAUUUAAUGGAAGUGCGGAUGGAAAAAUUAAAGGCGGUAAAUCAGACAGUGAUAGUGACACAUCAGAUGGUCAUGGUGGAAGAAUAAAACGAAAGCUAAAAUUGCCUUCUGGUGGUUUUGGAAUAUCUGGUGGUAUCAAAGGACCCAAAGGUGAUGGUGAUAGCAGUGGCAGUGAAACAUCAGAUGGUCAUGGUGGAAGAAUUAAACGAAAGCUCAAAAUGCCUUCUGGUGGUUUUGGUAUUUCUGGUGGUAUCAAAGGACCAAAAGGUGAUGCUGAUAGUAGUGGUAGUGAAACAUCAGAUGGUCAUGGUGGAAGAAUUAAACGAAAGCUCAAAACGCCUUCUGGUGGUUUUGGUAUUUCUGGUGGUAUCAAAGGAUCAAAACCAGAUGACAGUGGCAGUUCAACUUCCGAUGGUGAAGGAGGAAGGAUAAAACGAAAACUCAAGCUUCCAUCCGUAGGAAUUGACGGCGGUGCAGGUGGAAAAAUAGACGGUAAAUUUAAACAUUCAAAAUCCAAAGGUGACAGCAGUGAUAGCUCUGAUGAUGAGGGAGGAAAGAAAAAAGGCAAAUUUCAUUUCCAUCUUCCGAAGUUUGGAUUUGGAAGUAAGAAAUCCAAAAAAAAGAAAUCGAAGAAAGAAAAAGAUAAGGAAAGCAGUGACAGUGAAACAUCAGAUGGUCAAGGGGGAAGAAUUAAGAGAAAACUCAAAAUGCCUUCAGGUGGUAUUGGAAUAUCUGGUGGUAUCAAAGGACCCAAAGGUGAUGGUGAUAGCAGUGGUAGUGAAACAUCAGAUGGUCAUGGUGGAAGAAUUAAACGAAAGCUCAAAAUGCCUUCUGGUGGGUUUGGGAUAUCUGGUGGAAUCAAAGCACCAAAAGGUGAAGGUGAAACCAAAAUCGAGCUUCCAUCUGUUGAUAUUGGUGGUGAAAUCCAGAAGGCAGAAGUUGAUACUCAACUUGAGUCACAGCCAUCUGGACACGGAGAUUUUGGUGGAGAUUUUAGCUUACCAAAGAUAGAAGGUGAUAGUGGGAGUGAUACAUCUGAUGGCCAAGGUGGACGAAUUAAGCGAAGACUGAAAAUGCCAAAAGUUGGUGGUGGUUUUGAUAUUGGAAUAUCUGGCCGAGGAAAAGGAGAUAAAGAUAGUGGUAGUGACACAUCAGAUGGUCAUGGUGGAAGAAUAAAACGAAAACUCAAAAUGCCUUCUGGUGGUUUUGGCAUAUCUGGUGGUAUCAAAGGACCCAAAGGUGAUGGUGAUAGCAGUGGUAGUGAAACAUCAGAUGGUCAUGGUGGAAGAAUUAAACGAAAGCUCAAAAUGCCUUCGGGUGGUUUGGGGAUAUCUGGUGGUAUCAAAGGUGCAAAAGGUGAUGGUGAUAGCAGCGGUAGCGAAACAUCAGAUGGUCAUGGUGGCAGAAUAAAACGAAAACUCAAAAUGCCUUCUGGUGGUUUUGGUAUUUCUGGUGGUAUCAAAGGAUCAAAACCAGAUGACAGUGGCAGUUCAACUUCCGAUGGUGAAGGAGGAAGGAUAAAAAGAAAGUUAAAGCUUCCAUCUGUAGGAAUUGAAGGUGGUGCAGGUGGAAAAAUAGACGGUAAAUUUAAACAUUCAAAAUCCAAAGGUGACAGCAGUGAUAGCUCUGAUGAUGAGGGAGGAAAGAAAAAGGGCAAAUUCCAUAUUGGCUUACCAAAGUUUGGGUUUGGAGGCAAAAAAGACAAGAAAAAGAAAUCAAAGAAAGACAAAGAUAGUGAUAGCAGUGACAGUGAUACAUCUGAUGGACACGGAGGACGAAUCAAGAGAAAACUGAAAUUGCCUUCUGGUGGUAUUGGUAUUUCUGGUGGUAUCAAAGGACCCAAAGGUGAUGGUGAUAGCAGUGGUAGUGACACAUCAGAUGGUCAUGGAGGAAGAAUUAAACGAAAGCUCAAAAUGCCUUCUGGUGGUUUUGGAAUAUCUGGUGGUAUCAAAGGACCCAAAGGUGAUGGUGAUAGCAGUGGUAGUGAAACAUCAGAUGGUCAUGGUGGAAGAAUUAAACGAAAGCUCAAAAUGCCUUCUGGUGGUUUUGGAAUAUCUGGUGGUAUCAAAGGACGAAAAGGUGAUGGUGAUAGCAGUGGUAGUGAAACAUCAGAUGGUCAUGGUGGAAGAAUAAAACGAAAGCUCAAAAUGCCUUCUGGUGGUAUUGGUAUUUCUGGAGGUAUGAAAGGAUCAAAAGCAGACGACAGUGGCAGUUCAACUUCCGAUGGUGAAGGAGGAAGGAUCAAACGUAAACUAAAGCUUCCAUCCAUAGGAAUUGAAGGUGGUGCAGGUGGAAAAAUAGACGGUAAAUUUAAACAUUCAAAGUCCAAAGGUGACAGCAGUGAUAGCUCUGAUGAUGAGGGAGGAAAGAAAAAGGGCAAAUUCCAUAUUGGCUUACCAAAGUUUGGGUUUGGAGGCAAAAAAGACAAGAAAAAGAAAUCAAAGAAAGGCAAAGAUAGUGAUAGCAGUGACAGUGAUACAUCUGAUGGACACGGAGGACGAAUCAAGAGAAAACUAAAAUUGCCUUCUGGUGGUAUUGGUAUUUCUGGUGAUGUCCGAGGCCCUAAGGGAGAUGGUGACAGCAGUGGUAGCGAAACAUCCGAUGGUAACGGUGGAAGAAUAAAACGAAAACUUAAACUAAAAGGUCCUAAAUUUGGAAUUGGAUUUGAUGGAAGUGCGGAUGGAAAAGUUAAAGGGGCUAAAUCAGACAGUGAUAGUGACACAUCAGAUGGUCAUGGUGGAAGAAUAAAACGUAAGCUCAAAAUGCCUUCUGGUGGUUUCGGAAUAUCUGGUGGUAUGAAAGUGCCAAAAGAUGAUGGUGAUAGCAGUGGUAGUGAAACAUCAGAUGGUCAUGGUGGAAGAAUAAAACGAAAACUCAAAAUGCCUUCUGGUGGGUUUGGGAUAUCUGGUGGUAUCAAAGGACCGAAAGGUGAUGGUGAUAGCAGUGGUAGUGAAACAUCGGAUGGUCAUGGUGGAAGAAUAAAACGAAAGCUGAAAAUGCCUUCUGGUGGUUUUGGUAUUUCUGGUGGUAUCAAAGGAUCAAAACCAGAUGACAGUGGCAGUUCAACUUCCGAUGGUGAAGGAGGAAGGAUAAAAAGAAAGUUAAAGCUUCCAUCCGUAGGAAUUGAAGGUGGUGCAGGUGGAAAAAUAGACAGUAAAUUUAAACAUUCAAAAUCCAAAGGUGACAGCAGUGAUAGCUCUGAUGAUGAGGGAGGAAAGAAGAAAGGCAAAUUUCAUAUUGGCUUACCAAAGUUUGGAUUUGGAGGAAAGAAAGACAAGAAAAAGAAAUCAAAGAAAGCCAAAGAACAUGAUAGCAGUGACAGUGAAACAUCAGAUGGUCAUGGCGGAAGAAUAAAACGAAAGUUAAAAAUGUCUUCUGGUGGUUUUGGUAUUUCUGAUGGCAUCAAAGGGGCAAAAAUAGAUGGGGAUAGCAGUGGUAGCGAGACUUCAGAUGGCAACGGUGGAAAAAUAAAGAGAAAAUUUAAAUAUCCUUCUGGUGGGGCUAAUAUAGAUGUCAACCUUGGUCACAAAGGAGACCUUUCUGGUGAUGAUGAGCACAAAAAGAAAUUUAAACUUCCAAAGAUGAAAUUAGGAAGUCUACGUAGGUCCAAAAAGUCUAAGAAAAGUUCCAGUUCGGAUGCUGAGCAUAACAUUGACUUACUAUCUGUCGAUCUACAAGGUGGAACCCCUAAAGCAGACGUUGAUGUCAAGUUACAAUCUCAGCCACCAACAGCACGUGAUAGUGAUAGUGACACAUCAGAUGGUCAUGGUGGAAGAAUUAAACGAAAGCUCAAAAUGCCUUCUGCUGGUUUUGGGAUAUCUGGUGGUAUCAAAAGACCAAAAGGUGAUGGUGAUAGCAGUGAUAGUGAUACAUCUGAUGGUCAUGGUGGAAGAAUAAAACGAAAGCUCAAAAUGCCUUCUGGUGCUUUUGGAAUAUCUGGUGGUAUGAAAGGGCCCAAAGGUGAUGGUGACAGCAGUGGUAGCGAAACAUCCGAUGGUAACGGUGGAAGAAUAAAACGAAAUCUUAAACUAAAAGGUCCUAAAUUUGGAAUUGGAUUUGAUGGAAGUGCCGAUGGAAAAGUUAAAGGCUCUAAAUCAGACAGUGAUAGUGACACAUCAGAUGGUCAUGAUGGAAGAAUGAAACGAAAGCUCAAAAUGCCUUCUGGUGGUUUUGGUAUUUCUGGUGGUAUCAAAGGAUCAAAACCAGAUGACAGUGGCAGCUCAACUUCCGAUGGUGAAGGAGGAAGGAUAAAAAGAAAGUUAAAGCUUCCAUCCGUGACAGCAGUGAUAGCUCUGAUGAUGAGGGAGGAAGGAAGAAAGGCAAAUUUCAUUUCAGUCUUCCGAAGUUCGGAUUUGGAAGUAAGAAAUCCAAAAAGAAAUCGAAGAAACAAAAAGAUACGGAAAGCAGUGACAGUGAAACAUCAGAUGGUCAAGGAGGAAGAAUUAAGAGAAAACUGA